Molecule: messenger RNA, 399 nt
Organism: Williopsis jadinii
Lineage: Eukaryota; Fungi; Ascomycota; Saccharomycetes; Phaffomycetales; Wickerhamomycetaceae
Exons: 2
Coding region: 1-399 (132 amino acids)
Source: RefSeq, a predicted model, not a curated record
AUGAUAGGUUCAUCUCUUUUAUUGCAUAGGGACGGGAGCCCAAAGGAAAAGACGCAGACGUGCACAAUCAAGAAGGAAUCCGAUAAGGGCAAAGUGAAACAGUUCAUCAAACUUUUGAAAGAAGGACCAGCGGGAAGCAGUUCAUACAAUAACUUCUCGAGUUAUGAAGACGAGACUGAAGAGGAGGAUGCACCACUACCAAGAAGGAAAUCCAAGUAUGAACUGUUCCUCAAGCAUAGGGUGAGGGAAGCACAGAUUCAAAGCUAUAACGAGGAAAUACAGAGAGAAUCUACGAGAUCCUCCAGCCGGUCGUGCUCAAGCAGCUGCUUCAGCUCAACUUCAUCGCUCAACUCCCUAAAGAGGGUGAGAUUUGCGGACACCGUGGACUCUGCAUUUUGA